GGCCCAACUCGCGCGGCUCGGCCCACUGCCGGGUCCGGGCCCCCGUAAUAUUCGGCGCCAACCGGGUUGGCCCACGGUUCAUUCUGGCCCAUCAGGCUGAGCUCCUCCUCGAUCCGCUCUGAAUCCAUGUUCAGCCACCCCAGCCCUCUGGGUUCGUGAUAUGGGCCCACUACAUCAAUUCGGCCCCAGGCGGCCCAUGUCCAGUCGGUUGGGCCCCGUUGUCAUACCUGGGCAUCUUGGCCUUGCCCUUGCGAGCCGCCAGCUCUUGGGUCGUCGACGUAGGCAGAAGCCCAGGCCCACGGCCGCGCCCUGGUUGUCCGUGGCCGACCCGUUUAGUCAUGCCGACCUGAACGCCCUCGCCUGUCGGCCCGCCAUCACAGCCGCCUCCUUCAUCACGGCCGCCGCCGUCGGCGGUAGAUCCGCCACCGCCAUCUCGCUUGAUCCGCCCGCCGCGGUCGGGUCGCUCCCUGCCGCCCCGUCGCAUGCCGGCGGCUCACCGGCCGCACUCAGCCCACUCCCCCCUGUACCGCCGCCGCUGCUUUUCUGUGGGGGUUGCUGCACGCCCCGCAGCGCCUCCAAGGUCGCGUGGAUCUCAUCGAACCUGCUCCAAAUCCACCGGGAUUCCUCCUCCCGCUCGCGCUUCUCCACUAGCCUCUCCACGCGUUCCCUUUCGAACGCAGCCACCAGGCGAGCCAGGUUGACUCAGAUCGUCUCCAUCUCCGUCUCAUCUACCAGCUCCCCAUCCCCCGGAUUUGGAACACCCUGCGUGCCAUCACCGGCGACCGGCAGCCCCGUCGUGGCCGCCUGCUCCUGCGCCGCCUUGGCGGCCUUCUCAGUUGCUAGCAUGGACUUCGUCGACACCAUCGCGAUCGUCGUUCUUCGUUUGCUCAGAAACCCAAGAACCCGGCUCUGAUACCAAAUGAUAGAGCUCCGGAUUAAGCUCUAUCGGGAGAUUGGAGAUUAGGGAUCAACUAGGGAUUGAUCCGGGAAUUAGGGAAUUGCGGAAGGAUGAAUUUGGGGGAUUGGGAUUAGAAGAGAGGAGGGAGGAGGGGUGCUGCCGAUCGGCAGCUUGGAGGAAGAGAGGGAAAGGCUCGGCGGCCAGGAGAGAACAAUUAGGAUUUAGGUUUAAUUCUGCUUGCCUUUACCUACGUAAAACAAUAGUUUAAAUACCCAAAACACAAUUACCUACUAACUACCCCAACUUAUUGAGAAAAACAUUUCAAUAUUUUUUGAGAAAAACAUUUCAUACCUCUCGUUAACAACUCCAUACCAUAUGGUAUCUCCUUCGUUUUUUAGUCAUUUUAGAAACUUUUUACACAGAAUGAACGAUUUAAUCAUGA
Molecule: messenger RNA, 1340 nt
Organism: Linum trigynum
Lineage: Eukaryota; Viridiplantae; Streptophyta; Magnoliopsida; Malpighiales; Linaceae
Source: the annotation of a GenBank genome assembly